UGAGAGGUCUAGGCGGGGGUGUUGGAGCCUCCAUGGCGACCAGGCGUUUGGGGCGAAGCUACUGGGAGCUAAGCCCCACCGAGCGCAGGACGCCAGUAGUGCUGCGGGGCUCCGGGGCCGAAGAGGAGGCGGCUUCCCCUCCGGUCCUAUCUCUCAGCCACUUCUGCAAGUCGCCUUUCCUUUGCUUCGGGGAUGUUCGCCUAGGAGCCUCUCGAACCUUGUCUCUGGCUCUAGACAAUCCCAACGAGGAGGUUACUGAAGUGAAGAUCUGCCGCUUCCCGGCAGCGGACCGGGGCUUUAGCAUCUCGCAGCAUUGUUUCGUGUUGCAGCCUAAAGAAAAAAUUGUAAUUUCUGUUAACUGGACACCAUCCAAAGAAGGCCGAGUAAGAGAGAUUGUGACAUUUCUUGUAAAUGAUGUUCUGAAGCACCAGGCUAUAUUACUAGGAAAUGCAGAAGAACGGAAAAAGAAAAAGAGGAGUCUUUGGGAUACCAUUAAUAAAAAGACUGCUUCAACCUCUUCAAAUCAUAACAAAAGGAUUUCAAAUAGUCAAAAUGUUAAUAAAACAUUUAAUGUUUCCCAAAAGGUUGACAUAGUUAGGAGUCCACUACAAGCCUGUGAAAAUCUGGCUAUGACUGAAGUCUGUUCCCCAACAGAAAACAAUUCCUUAAUCCUUGAAAAUAGAAUAACCAUAUCACCUAUAAGCCCCACUUUCAAAGAAUGCUAUGGUGACACUUUGUCACUUUCUGUACGUCGAUCUACUACCUACUCUUCUCUUCAUGCAUCUGAAAACGUGGAACUGUUGAAAGUAGAAGAUCCCAUCAUUUCAAACGAUUUUAAUUUUAAUGAGCAAGUUAUAACUGAAACAUCCAUUAACUCUAUAAAUAAUAUUAAUGGCCAAAUUGAAGAAAAUAAUAGACUUAUUCUUACCCCAAACUGUUCUUCAACUUUGAAUAUUACACAAAGCAAAGGAAAUUUUCUAAGUCCAGACUCCUUUGUACUUAAUAGCCAUGUAGUUAAUAAUGAAGUAGAAUCAGUUACAUGUCUUUCAUCAGAUGAAUUUAUGAAAGAUAAUUCAAAGCCUAUGCAUUUAGAAUCAAAAACUGUACAUGAAAUUUAUCAAACUAUUUUAAGUCCAGAUUCUUUUGUAAAUGAUAAUUACGGACUAAAUCGGGAUCUAGAAUCAGAGUCAAUUAAACCCAUUCUAUUACCAAAUCAAUUUGUAAACAGUAACAUGACAUCUAUGUGUACAUCUCAUCAAACAUGUAAAUUAUCACCAUUAUCAAAUGAAAAUUCUCAGGUCCCACAACCUCCUCAAGUUUGGAGGAAAAAUAAAGUUUUACCAUUUACUCGUGGAUGUCAGGAUUCAAAAUCUCCUAAAGCUAUAUCUGAACAACCCAAAGCCGUAGAAGUGAAGUCAAAUUAUUACAGUUUUACAAGACAAAAUCAUCCUGAGUUCUCUGCAGUUCAGGAUAUUUCUGGUUGCAACCACAAUAAACAAUCCAAAAGACGGCCGAUACUUUCCACCACUGUUACUAAAAAGAAGUCCAGCUCUGCCAGAGAAAAACAAACUGAAAUUAAUAAACCAAAGGCAAAAAGAUGUCUCAACAAUGUGGUAGGCGAACUCGAAAAAGUGAUAGUAGAUAAUCAAAAAGAGAAAGAAUCUUUUCAUUCAUACCUUCCAAUUAUAGAUCCGGUUAUAAGCAAAUUUAAUAGUCAUAAAAAUGAAAUAACUCCAUCUUCCUCAAAGACAGCUUUAGGUGCUUGUAAAAGAAAGAGUGCCGGAACUAUGGAAAAUGCAAAUGUGAGAAGUGCAGUUAUGGAACAUAGAGUACAAAAAAUCAGAAGAAUCCAUUUUUCUCCUUUGGAAUCUAAAACAUCAACAGCUAAAAAAACAAAAAAAGUCAUCACACCUAUUUCAAAACAUACUAGUAACAGAGAGAAAUUAAACCUGAAGAAGAGAUCAGAUUCAUUAGUACACGGAACUCCUAGUUCUAAAACAAGGAAGAGGACUAAAUCUAUUGUUCCUGUGGUGCAGUCCAAUUUGACCUUCAUAAAACCAUUAAAAGCAGAUAUUCCUAGACACCCAAUGCCAUUUGCUGCAAAAAACAUGUUUUAUGAUGAACGCUGGAAGGAAAAGCAGGAACAGGGCUUUACUUGGUGGCUAAAUUUUAUAUUAACACCUGAUGACUUCACUGUAAAAACACAUAUUUCCAAAGUAAAUGCUGCUACUCUUCUUUUGGGAAUGGAGAGUCAACAUAAAAUAAGUGUUCCUAGAGCACCUACAAAAGAUGAAGUGUCUCUCAGAGCUUACACUGCUCGGUGCAGAUUGAAUAGAUUACGUCGUGCAGCCUGCCGUUUAUUUACUUCUGAAAAAUUGGUUAAAGCUAUUAAAAGGCUUGAAAUUGAAAUUGAAGCCAGACGUUUAAUUGUUCGUAAAGAUAGACAUCUCUGGAAGGAUGUGGGAGAACGGCAGAAAGUCCUAAAUUGGCUUUUGUCAUAUAAUCCUUUGUGGCUACGAAUUGGGUUGGAGACAGUUUUUGGGGAACUCAUAUCUCUGGAAGACAAUAGUGAUAUCAUGGGAUUGGCUAUGUUUAUUCUGAAUCGCUUGCUUUGGAAUCCUGAUAUAGCAGCUGAAUAUAGACACCCCACUGUUCCUCAUCUCUACAGAGAUGGUCAUGAAGAAGCUUUGUCUAAGUUUACAUUGAAAAAGCUAUUGUUGUUGGUCUGUUUCCUUGAUUAUGCUAAAAUCUCCAGACUUAUUGAUCACGAUCCUUGUCUCUUCUGUAAAGAUGCUGAAUUCAAGGCUAGUAAAGAAGUUCUUCUGGCUUUUUCCCGAGAUUUCCUAAGUGGUGAAGGCGACCUGUCUCGUCACCUUAGCUUUUUGGGAUUACCUGUUAGCCAUGUUCAGACACCAUUUGAUGAAUUUGAUUUUGCUGUUACAAGUCUUGCUGUAGACUUGCACUGUGGGGUGCGUCUUGUGCGAACCAUGGAACUUCUCACACAGAACUGGAAUCUCUCAAAGAAACUCAGGAUUCCUGCAAUAAGCCGUCUUCAAAAGAUUCACAAUGUUGACCUUGUUUUUGAAAUUCUUAAAUCCCGAGGAAUUCAACUAAUUGAUGAACAUGGAAACACAAUCCUAUCUAAGGAUAUUGUAGAUAGGCACAGAGAAAAAACUCUUGCAUUGCUUUGGAAAAUAGCAUUUGCUUUUCAGGUGGAUAUUUCCCUUAAUUUAGAUCAGUUAAAGGAAGAAAUUGACUUUCUAAAACAAGCUCAGAGUACAAAGACAGCACUGUCUGCACUAUCGUGCCAUUCUGAUAGUAUGGUUAAUAAGAAAAAAGACAAAAGGAAUAGUGGUUCCUUUGAACAGUAUAGUGAAAGCAUAAAACUAUUGAUGGAUUGGGUAAAUGCUGUUUGUGCCUUCUAUAAUAAGAAAGUGGAGAAUUUUACAGUGUCUUUCUCAGAUGGCCGUGUGUUAUGUUACUUGAUUCACCACUACCAUCCUUGCUAUGUGCCUUGUGAGGCUAUAUUUCAGCGUACUACUCAAACUGUGGAAUGCACACAAACUGGUUCAGUGGUGUUGAAUUCAUCCUCUGAAUCUGAUGCUAGUUUUCUGGACAUGUCUCCUAAAGAAUUUGAUCAUGAAAAUACUUCAGAGCUAUACAAAGAGCUCCUAGAAAAUGAAAAGAAAAAUUUUCAGUUGAUUAGCUCUGCAGUUAGAGACCUUGGUGGAAUACCUGCCAUGAUUCAUCAUUCAGAUAUGUCAAAUACAAUUCCAGACGAAAAGGUGGUUAUUACCUUUUUGUCAUUUCUUUGUGCAAGACUUUUGGAUCUUCGUAAAGAAAUAAGAGCUGCUCGACUUAUACAAACAACUUGGAGAAAAUAUAAACUAAAAACUGAUCUAAAACGCCAUCAGGAGAGAGACAAAGCUGCAAGAAUUAUUCAGUUAGCUAUAAUCAAUUUUCUAACUAAACAACGACUGAAGAAAGAAGUUAAUGCAGCACUGAUCAUUCAGAAAUACUGGCGACGAUUUUUAGCCCAGAGAAAAUUACUAAUGUUAAAAAAGGAAAAAUUGGAAAAAAUUGAAAAUAGAUCAGCAUCAAUUAUUCAGGGGUAUUGGAGAAGAUAUUCCACUAGAAAAAGAUUUCUGAAAUUGAAAUAUUAUUCCAUCAUCCUGCAAUCUAGGAUAAGAAUGAUAAUUGCUGUUACUUCUUAUAAACAGUAUCUAUGGGCUAUAGUUGUAAUUCAAAGGUAUUGGCGUGCUUAUUUCAAGAGAAAACAAGAUCAACAAAUGUAUAAAAUGUUAAAAUUGUCAGCCCUUAGAAUCCAGUUAAUGUUCAGAAGAUGGAAGCGACGUAAGAUGCAAUUACAAUUAAAAGCUACGAUAAUAUUGCAAAGAGCUUUUAGAGAACAGCAAGUUAGGAAACGAGCUAAAGAAGAGAAAUCUGCUGUUGUCAUUCAGUCAUGGUAUAGAAUGCAGAAAGAAUUACGGAAAUAUGCUCAUAUUAGAUCUAGUGUUGUUAUAAUUCAGAGAAGAUUUAGGUGCUUUCAAGCCCAAAAGUUAUAUAAAAGAAAGAAAAAGUCUAUUCUGACUAUCCAAAAGUACUACAAAGCAUAUGUGAAGGGAAAGAUUGAACGUACCCAGUAUUUGCAGAAAAAGGCUGCAGCCAUUCUACUGCAGGCUGCUUUCAGGAGAAUGAAAGUGCGUAAUUUACACAGACAGAUUAGAGCUGCUUUUGUUUUUCAGUCCUAUUGGAGAAUGAGACAAGAAAAACUUCAAUUUCUAAACCUUAAGAAGAUUGUUAUCAAAUUGCAGGCACGCAUAAGAAAAAAUCAACAACUACAGAAAUAUAAGAAGAUGAGGAAAGCUGCCCUUACAAUUCAGGCUCAUUUCCGAGUUUACAUUUCAUCCAGGAAAGUUCUAGCAUCUUAUCAGAAAACACGUUCUGCUGUCAUUGUUCUACAGUCUGCAUAUAGGGGGAUGCAAGCUAGAAGAAAGUUUAUUCACAUCCUGACAUCUGUUAUAAAGAUUCAGUCAUAUUAUCGGGCUUAUACUUCCCAUAAAAAAUUUAUGAACCUAAAAAAGGCAACAAUAAAGUUACAGUCAAUUGCCAAGAUGAAGCAAACACGUAAACAAUACUUACAUUUAAGAGAAGCAGCACUGUGUAUCCAGCAAUGGUAUCGUUCCAAAAAACUGGCUGCACUGCAGAGAGAAGAAUAUAUGCAGGUGCAGAAAUCUUGUAUCAAACUACAAGCUUUCGUUAGAGGAUAUCUGGUCCGAAAGCAGAUGAGGUUGCAAAGAAAAGCUGCUAUUUUGCUACUAUCUUAUUUCAGAAUGAGAAAGAUACGGCAGUACUAUCUGAAAAUUUAUAAAGGGACUAUUAUCAUUCAGAAUUACUACCAUGCAAACAAAGCACAAGUGAAUCAGAGGAGAAGUUUCUUGCAAGUCAAAAGAGCUGCUACCUGCUUACAGGCAGCUUACAGAGGUUAUAAAGUACGCCAACUAAUCAAACAACAAUCUAUAGCUGCUCUUCAAAUUCAAACUGCUUUUAGAGGCUAUAGUAAAAGGGUGAAGUAUCAAUCUGUGCUUCAAUCUACUAUCAAGAUUCAGAGAUGGUACAGGGCAUACAAGACUGUUCAUAAUACAAGAACUCUUUUUUUAAAGACACGAGCAGCUGUAAUAUUUCUUCAGUCUGUUUAUCGUGGCUGGAAAGUUCAGAAGCAGAUCAGAAGAGAACAUAAUGCUGCAAUGAAGAUUCAGUCUGCUUUUAGAAUGACCAAGGCCCAGAAACAGUUUAGAUUAUUAAAAAGAGCAUCACUGGUCAUCCAGCAACAUCUGAGAGCAAGGACUGUAGGAAAGAAGUUACGUACAGAGUAUGUUGAACUCCGAAAUGCAGCACUGAUGCUUCAGGCUACCUGGAAAGGAAAACAGGUGAGAAGACAGAUUCAAAGGCAAUACAAAUGUGCAGUUAUCAUACAGUCAUACUAUAGAAUGUAUGUGCAACAAAAGAAGUGGAGAACCAUGAGAAAAGCUGCCCUUCGGAUUCAAAUGAGUUAUAGGGCUUACUGUAUUGGACAUAAACAGCAUCAUUUGUACUUGAAAACAAAAGCAGCUAUAGUAACUUUACAAUCAUGUUACCAAGGUGCAAGAGUGAAAAAACAAGUGAAAGAGAGCAACAAAGCCGCAAUCAUUAUACAAGCUAAAUAUAAAGCAUACAAAGCAAAAAGGAAAUAUGCAACCCAGAGAGCUUCAGCUAUUGCAAUUCAGAGAUGGUACCGAGAUAUUAACAUGGCAAAACAACAGCGUAGGGACUAUCUUAAUUUAAAGAAUGCAGCAAUUAAGAUCCAAGCUGUUUAUAGAGGUAUCAGAGCAAGGAGGUGUAUUCGACACAUGCACAUGGCAGCCACUUUUAUUAAAGCCAUGUUUAAAAUGCACCAGUCAAAAAUAAGAUACCAUGCAAUGAGAACAGCAGCUAUUGUAAUUCAAGUAAAAUAUAGAGCAUACUGUCAGGGUAAAAUACAGCGGGAAAAGUACUUGACAAUUUUGAAAGCUGUUAAUAUAGUUCAGGCAAGGUUUAGAGGUUUAAGAGUCAGACAGAGUCUAAGAAAGAUGCAUAUUGCAGCAGCAGUCAUUCAGUCUCACUAUAGAAGGUACAGACAGCAGAAGUAUUUUAGUAAGCUAAAGAAGGUAGCAAAAACAGUACAGCAAAGAUACCGGGCAGUAAAGGAAAGAAAUAUACAAUUUCAAAGGUAUAAUAAGUUAAGAAACUCAGUCAUAUGCAUUCAGGCUGUUUUUAGGGGAAUGAAAGCUAGAAGACAUUUGAAAAAUAAGCAUUUAGCAGCAACCCUUAUUCAGAGGAGAUUUAGAACUUUUAUGAUGAGAAGAAGAUUUCUGUCUCUCAAGAAAACUGCUAUUUGGGUUCAGAAAAAGUACCGUGCAAAUGUUUGUGCAAGACAUUGCUUACAAGAAGCUGUACAGUUACAAAAAGCGGUCAUUAAAAUCCAGUCAUCGUACAGAAGAUUGAUGGUAAAGAAAAAGAUGCAAGAGAUGCACAAGGCAGCAGUCCUCAUCCAGGCCACUUUCCGAAUGCACAGGAUGUAUGUGAGAUUUCAAAGUUGUAAACAAGCCUCAACUCUAAUCCAGCACCAUUAUCGAGCAUAUAGAGCUGCAAAAUUGCAGACAGAAAACUCUAUCAGGCAACAACAUUCUGCUGUGGUCAUUCAGGCUGCUUAUAAGGGAAUGAAAGCAAGACAGCUUUUAUGGGAGAAGCACAGAGCAGCUAUUGUAAUACAAAGCACAUACAGAAUGUAUAGGCAGUGUAAUUUCUACCAAAAGCUUCAGUGGGCUACAAAAGUAAUACAAAGAAAGUAUAGAGCAAAUAAAAACAAGCAGAAAACACUUCAAAACUGUGCACUCAAGAAAACAACAACUUGUAUUCAGGAAGUUUUCCAGGGCAUAAACGUUGGGAAGCAAAGACAGAGAGAGCGUCAGGCUGCCACUGUUGUUCAGAAGCACUUCAAGGGAAGGAGGCAUUAUCUCCAGUUUACAAUGCAAAGGCAUACCCAAGCGGUUAUUUGUAUACAGUCUUCUUAUAGAGGCUUUAGGGUACGAAAGGAUAUCCAGCGAAUGCACCUGGCUGCCAUGCUAAUUCAGUCAUUCUACAGAAUGUACAGGGCCAGAGUUGUGUAUCAAGCAAAGAAAACUGCAAUCAUUGUUAUACAGAAUUAUUAUAGGUCCUAUGUUAGAGUAAAAAUGGAAAGAAAUAGAUUUUUAGCAGUACAGAAAUCUGCACAAACUAUUCAGGCUGCUUUUAGAGGCAUGAAAGUUAGACAGAAAUUGAAAAACACAUCUGACAGAAAGAUGGCAGCCAUUGUUAUCCAGUCUGCAUUCCGCUGUUACAGAACUCAAACUCAAUAUAAAGCUGUUCGAGGUGCAGCUGUUAGGAUUCAAACAUGGUAUAAAGCUUGUCUACUGGCUCAUUCACAGAAAGCAGAGUAUCGCUCUCAAAGAAAGGCUGUAGUGACGAUUCAAAAAGCUUUUCGUAAAAUGGUCACAAGAAAACUGGAAAUGCAGAAGUGUGCUGCCCUAAGAAUCCAGUCCUUCCUUCACAUGGCUGUGUAUCAGAGAAGAUUUGCUCGGCAAAGAAGAGCUGUUAUCACUUUACAGCAGUAUUUCAGGACAUGGCAAACCAGAAAACAGUUUUUGUUGUAUAGAAAAGCAGCACUGGUUUUACAAAAUCAUUACAGAGCAUUUCUGUGUGUAAAAUAUCAAAGACAAGCUUAUUUACAAAUCAGGAGCAGUGUUAUCAUUAUUCAAGUGAGAAUGAAAGGAUUUAUACAGAAAAAGAAGUUUCAGAAAAUUAAAGAUAGCACCAUAAAAAUACAGGCUGUGUGGAGGAGAUAUAAAGCCAGUAAUUCUUUAUAUAAAAUGAAAGCUGCCUGCAAGAUUCAAGCCUGGUAUAGGUGUUACAGAGCACGUAAAGAAUAUCUAGCUGUAUUAAAAGCUGUUAGAAUCAUUGAAGGCUGCUUCUGUACCAAACUGGAGCGGACACGGUUUUUGAAUAUGAGAGCAUCAACAGUAAUCAUUCAGAGGAGAUGGAGAGCUGUACUUUCUAGAAGAAUAGUUCAUGAGCACUUCUUAAUGAUAAAAAGACAUAAUGCUGCUUGUUUGAUCCAAGCAAAGUUUAGAGGAUAUAAGGGAAGGCAGAUCUUUCUUCGGCAGAAAUCUGCUGCUUUAAUCAUACAAAGGUAUAUACGAGCAAGGAAGGCUGGGAAGUUUGAAAGGAUAAAAUAUGUUGAAUUAAAAAAAUCUACAGUUUUUCUACAAGCAGUGAUCCGUAGGUGGUUAAUAAGAAAAACAAUUUUAGAACACAAAGACAAAAUUAGGCUUCUUCACUUCACAGCAGCUGCUUAUUAUCACCUGUCUGCUCUUAGAAUUCAAAGAACCUAUAAACUUCAUAUAGCUAUUAAGAAUGCUAAGAAGCAGAUCAAUUCAGUCAUCUAUAUUCAGAGAUGGUUUCGAGCAAGAUUACAGCAAAAGAGGUUUAUUCAGAAACAUCAGAGCAUAAUGAAAAUUGAGCAUGAAGGUCAAGAAUGGUUGAGCCAGCAAAACAGAGCCGCAUUAGUAAUUCAGAGAACAGUACGCCAUUUUCUCCUCCAUAAAAAACAGGAAAAAUUUAACAGUGGAAUCACUAAAAUUCAGGCAUUAUGGAGAGGAUAUUCUUGGAGGAAGAAAAAUGAUUGUAAGAAAAUUAAAGCUAUACGACUGAGUCUUCAAUUGGUUAAUAGUGAGAUCCGAGAAGAAAACAAACUUUACAAGAGAACGGCACUUGCACUUCAUUAUCUUUUGACAUAUAAGCACCUUUCAGCCAUUCUUGAGGCAUUAAAACACUUAGAGGUAGUUACAAGAUUGUCUCCUCUUUGUUGUGAGAAUAUGGCCCAGAGUGGAGCAGUUUCUAAAAUAUUUGUUUUGAUCCGAAGUUGUAAUCGUAGUGUUCCUUGUAUGGAAGUCAUUAGAUAUGCUGUACAAGUCUUGCUUAAUGUAGCUAAGUAUGAAAAAACUACUUCAGCAGUUUAUGAUGUAGAAAAUUGUAUAGAUACAUUAUUGGAGCUUUUGCAGAUGUACCGAGAAAAGGCUGGUGACAAAGUGGCAGACAAAGGUGGAAGCAUUUUCACAAAAACUUGUUGUUUGCUAGCUGUUUUAUUGAAGACAACAAGUCGAGCCUCUGAUGUUCGAAAUAGGUCUAAGGUUGUCGACAGGCUUUAUAGUCUCUACAAACUUACAGCUCGUAAACAUAAAAUAAAUACUGAAAGGAUACUUUAUAAACACAAAAAGAACUUUCCUAUAAGGAUUCCGUUUAUUCCAGAAACACCUGUUAGAACCAGAGUUGUUUCAAGACUUCAGCCAGAUUGGGUUUUAAGAAGAGACAGCCUGGAGGAAAUCACUAAUCCCCUGCAAGCUAUUCAAAUGGUGAUGGAUACACUUGGUAUCCCUUAUUCAUAA
This is a messenger RNA of Orycteropus afer afer, 10001 nucleotides long. RefSeq names its product assembly factor for spindle microtubules (gene ASPM). Lineage: Eukaryota; Metazoa; Chordata; Mammalia; Tubulidentata; Orycteropodidae. Gene Ontology annotation, molecular function: protein binding. The record is from RefSeq and is a predicted model, not a curated record.